Molecule: messenger RNA, 2601 nt
Organism: Ictalurus furcatus (blue catfish)
Lineage: Eukaryota; Metazoa; Chordata; Actinopteri; Siluriformes; Ictaluridae
Product: gastrula zinc finger protein XlCGF49.1-like
Exons: 1
Coding region: 123-914 (263 amino acids)
Biological process (GO): regulation of cytokine production; regulation of immune system process; negative regulation of transcription by RNA polymerase II
Source: RefSeq, a predicted model, not a curated record
UUUAUGCUCCAGAUACGAACGAUUCCCUGCUGGAACUUUUCUCCUGCUCCUGGUGUCGACUUUCCUACACAUCUCAAAUUUACCUUUACAAUCACAUAAGGAGAAGCCACUCUGAGGAAAAUAUGAGAUUGUUGAGCUCAAGAGAAAUUAAAAACGACAAUGUGAUGCCCACAGGAAGCUCAAACAGUGAGCAAACAUGCUCUGGUACUCCUCAUACUAACACCACUCGGGGACAAAUGCAGGAAGAAAUCCAUCACUGUUCAACAUGUGGGAAAGAUUUGACUAAUCUGCAUCAUCUCAGUAAGCACCAGUGUGUCCCCACACGAGAAAAGACAUGUCUCUGCUCACAGUGUGGAAAAAGUUUUACGUGCCAGCGUACUCUCCAAAAGCAUCAGCGCGUUCACCACGGAGAGAAGCCGUAUCACUGCUCGCAGUGUGGGAAGAGCUUUAAUAACGGGAGUAAUUACAGACAACACCAACGCGUUCACACCGGAGAGAAGCCGUAUCGGUGCUCGGAGUGCGGGACUAGUUUUAAUCAAAACAGUGCUCUACAAAGACACCUGCGUAUUCAUACAGGAGAGAAGCCGUAUCAGUGCUCGCAGUGUGGAAAGAGCUUCAAUCAACAGAGUAAUCUUCAAGCACAUCAGCGUAUCCAUACAGGAGAGAAGGCGCAUCAGUGCUCACAGUGUGAGAAGAGCUUUAACGAGCAGAGGGAUCUUCAAAGACACCUGCGUAUUCACACCGGAGAGAAACCGUAUCAGUGCUCACAGUGUGGGACGAGUUUUACUCAACAGAGUCAACUCCGAAUACAUCAGCGCAUCCAUACGGGAGAGAAGCCGUAUUACUGCUCGCGGUGUGCACAGAUAUUUACUUACUUCAAGACGUUUAAGAAACACAAGUGCGUUCCUUUGUAAUUCACAAUCAGUUUCCACAGGGAGUCAGAAGGAACAAACUAUAUACGUAUGAAGAGAAAUGAUAGAAGAAGGAAGAAGAGCAGUUUUGGCGGUAGAUAAGCUUUUCAUAGACGGACAUCUCUAGCGAGAUAAAAAAAAAAAAAACGUGACCCCGUAGUUAUACUAAACUCUUUACUAGUCUCUCUCUCUCUCUCUCUCUCUCUCAUACACACACGCGCAUACACACACAGACAGACAGACACUAUUAACUCAGACUAUAGAAUUUUAUCUGCCUACUCAGUCAUCCUUUAUUUAAAUAGCUAUAUCUAUCUAUCUCUUAGAAUAAAAAGAGAGGAAGCAGAAGCUUAUCUCAAAUAUUCUCAAAAAAAAAAGACAACUAGUCUUAUCUAUCAAUCUGUCUAGCUACACAUCUGGAGUUAUCUUUAUUUCUUUUCUCUCUUUUUUUUUUUUUGCUAUUACUGUACAAAUACCAACCUUUAAUACUGGACAUACGUCAUCUAUAUAUCAAUCAAUCAAUCAAUCACUUGGUUUUAACUAAUCUACCUAUACAAAUAGCAACCUUCAUUUAUCUAUCUAUCUAUCAAUCAAAAAAAGCUUAUUUCCGGUCUUCUCAGAGACAUCUUGAAAGACAUCAACUCCUUCAUACAUGAGAGAAGCCAUUUCACUGGUUACAAUGGGGGAAGAACAUUGGUUGCCAGCGUCAUCUCAAAACACACCAGCGCCUUCACACAGGAGGGAAGCCACUUCAUUGCUCACAAUGUGAAUAGAGAUUCACUUUAUUUCCAAACAUUUAAGCGACACAGGUGCACCCCAACAUAGAGCAAUCAGCUUGUGCGACACGGUCUUCAAAUCUUUAGUCGUGGAUUUUGGUGCCAGACGGUCUGCUUUGAGCGUACCAGAAACUGUUGAUCUCAUGGAAAUUGUACUCAUGUACAGUCUUUGUUGAAGAUCAAAAAAACAUAACCUGGGCUUUUAUCACCCUUCAGCUGUCCAGUGUUAGUGAGCCCGUUUCUGAAGUAGCCUCAGGUUUCUGAUCGACUGCUCAGAAUGAGCAGGUGUACAAGUUUCUCUAUUAAAGUGGCCAGUGAGUGUAUGUAUAUCUAUAGGAUUUUAUGUUCCAUGAAUAAAGUUGGCUCCCUACUUUAAAAUGACAUAUUCUGUCUUUUGUUUAUUGAUUUCAUUCGAGUACUAUUACAUAUAUCAUGAAAAAGUAUUCAUAUAUUUAUUCCACUCCAAGUGACUGGCCACCCAUCCUGGGUGUAUUCCAGCCUAAUGUGCAGUCUUCCCAGAAUAAAGUCCAGAUCCAUCGAGACCCUGAUCAGUAUAAAGUGGUUACUGAAGAUGGAUGAUUGAAUGUACGUUUAUCCCGUAGGAAGUUAUUUUUUUCUAUGUAUCGACCUUGUGUUUAAGCCUAUUGUUUAUUUACUAUGGCAGCCUAAUGUAGCCUAAAUUUAUUAUUAUUAUUAUUAUUAUUUGCCAGGAGAGGACAUAAUUCAUUUGCUUUUAACGCUGUAUUCUCAAAACAAUUGUUUUUUUUAUCAGGUAUAAGAAAUGUAUUAAUAAACUUAACAGCAAUUGUAAUACUUUUAUAGACCGUCAUGAUCGUAAUAAAAAUACGAGGUGUAGUUUCUAACGUAAUUUAAGGCAGUUUGUUUCUCAGUGAAUUACUAAUACUUUUCAUUUUUUA